GACAAGUAAAAACGAAUUCAGUAAAACCAUUUGUCUAAAUUGGUAAACACAAGAAAUUUUAAUUAAAUGUAAAAUUGUCGAUUAAAGUGCAGUCUAAACAUGAACAGUCUCAAUAUACCUACGGAUUUUGGCCCAGAUUCAGGCGGUCGUGUAAAAGGUUUGGUUAUAGUUAAGCCUAUUGUGUAUGGUAAUAUUGCACGAUCCUUUGGCAAAAAGAACGAGGAUGGACAUACACAUCAAUGGAAAGUAUAUGUAAAGCCGUAUCACAAUGAAGAUAUGUCCGUUUACGUGAAAAAAGUUCACUUUAAAUUACACGAAAGUUAUGCCAAUCCAAAUCGAAUUGUAACGAAACCGCCUUAUGAAAUUACCGAAACCGGUUGGGGUGAAUUUGAAGUAGUCAUCAAAAUAUAUUUCCAUGAUCCCACAGAAAGGCCGGUAACUUGCUAUCAUAUAUUAAAGUUAUUCCAAAGCCCUGUGGUUGAUGGUGAGCUAUCGAGCACAAAUUUGGACAAUACCAAACGAAUGGGCGCUGCUAAUGUGCAUUUGGUAUCCGAGUCGUAUGAGGAAAUCGUUUUCCAAGAGCCCACACAGCUAAUGCAACAUUUUCUCAUGAACGUACAACCGUUAACAAGUGGAUCAUACACACAUGAUACCGAUUUUGAGACAAAGAAAGAGAAAACCUUGGAAAAUAUAAUUGAUGUAAAAGGAAAAGUAAAAAGUGAAAUAAACUCCCUAAAGGACAAGUUAAAACUAGCACGUGAAACCAUAGCGAAGUUCAAAGCAGAACUUGCAAAAGUACAAAAGCCACCUACUUCAUAAGUAUAUAAACUGAACUUCCAAAAAAAGUUAAGAAACUAUUAUAAGAAAAGAUUUGUAAAAUAUUUGAAAAUUUACAGAUACAAAUAC
Messenger RNA from Bactrocera tryoni, 906 nucleotides. RefSeq names its product YEATS domain-containing protein 4 (gene Gas41). Bases 100 to 819 code for a protein of 239 amino acids. The record is from RefSeq and is a predicted model, not a curated record. Gene Ontology annotation, biological process: regulation of DNA-templated transcription. The transcript has 2 exons. Lineage: Eukaryota; Metazoa; Arthropoda; Insecta; Diptera; Tephritidae.